GCCAGUUCCUUCUCGACCCUUCCAACCGUUCACGGUUUCGUACAACUCCUCUUUUUCCAAUUUCGUGAGAAGUAAAAGAAUAUUUUUGUAGGAGACAAACCAUUUAAGCUUCCUUUAUUGUUGCAUUUAAAAAAAAUCAAAACAAAAAAAUGUCAUUUUGGCAUGCUGUGGGCAGAUAGAAUUGGUCCAUUUGACAACACUCCAGUUUCGUGUUCUACUUUUCGCAGAGAUCAUGAAAUUCGGAAAUCACACGAGGAGAAGACUGUAGAGGUCGAGGAGAGAGUUGAACAAGUGCAAAGGCAAGGACAGAAAGAGUUACAAGAAACGAAAACGAAACACAAGAAAGAGCUUGCGAAGUUAAAGAAAGACCUGGAUGACGCAAACGCCUAUAAGAACAAGAUCAAAGAGUCAAACAAGAAAUUGGAAGAGAAAGUUAAGGAGUUAGAACAGCAGUUGGCAAAAAACAAAUCUAAAGUGAAAUCACAAAAGGUACAAAUGGAGCAGUUACGCAAAGCACAGAAAGCGAAAGAUAUUGAAGAGGAAGGUGCCAAGGGAAAAACUGAGCAUUUCGAGAAAGAGCUAAACAACUUGGAGCGUGUUAAAAACGAGUACAUGCGGAAAAACAGCGAACAAGCAAAAACAAUCGGCGAGUUUGUGUCGAAGUUUGCUGAUCUUCAAACAGAAUUAGAAACCUUAAUUCAAGCUCAGCGGGAUAAAGAGGAAGAACUUGAACGAGAGAAGAACCUCCGAAAAGAUGUGGAACAACGUUAUAAGAAGCUGCAGGCGCGGGAAAAAGACUUAGAGACGUCGAGAAAAGACACGGAGAGAAAAUUAGCAGAGGCCAACUUCGAAACACAACAGGUUUCAGAGAAUCUUCGUGAAGCUCAAGAAUGGUUCAAGACAAAAUUUGGGAAUUUACAGGCUGAAUUGGCGCGAUCAAGGAAAAUACAGGACGCGUUGGAAAAGCAAAACCGAGAGUCCUUUAAGAAACGAGACCACGAGAAAAGGAAGGUCGAUGAAGCCACCGAAAAAGCCAAAGAACUCAUGAGGGCGAGUCGAAUGACAAUCAGUAAACUUGCGAGUGACGUGGCCGAGAACCACUGGGAAACAAAAGGAAUGAAACACGCUCUACAGGCCGAGAGGGACUAUAACCUAAUGACCACACAAAAACUGGAAAGACUCAAGGAAUCGACAGCGCGACAAAUGGAAGGUUUAGCAAUUGAGCUGGAUACGUUGCGUCGUUCAGCUCACAGAUGACAGCAUUUUACAUCUUGAAAAUCAGCGUCUUAACACGGCCAGAAGUUUAUUCACAAUAAUAGUAAACAACUCUGCUCAACACACUCGCUCAUGUGUCAGUAAUGCCACGGACAGACUGUGUGGAUGUUUUCUUUCCCAAGAAACUUUCAAUGCGAACGUCACGCAAGACCCAGUUAAAUGCGCUUUCGAGUAACGUUGCACAAGUAGUCACGCAUCACGCCUCAGAUUUUAACUGGGAAUAAAACAGGUACAGUGUAGUCCUAUAAGCCCUUUGCACGAUCCGGUCACAUGGUGCAAAAUCACACAUGCUGGGAUGCAAGUUGCACAGUGGGACUUCCAAA
Molecule: messenger RNA, 1598 nt
Organism: Orbicella faveolata
Lineage: Eukaryota; Metazoa; Cnidaria; Anthozoa; Scleractinia; Merulinidae
Product: coiled-coil domain-containing protein 150-like
Source: RefSeq, a predicted model, not a curated record